This is a messenger RNA of Cantharellus anzutake, 542 nucleotides long. RefSeq lists its product as uncharacterized. The transcript has a single exon. NCBI's taxonomy places the organism in Eukaryota, Fungi, Basidiomycota, Agaricomycetes, Cantharellales, Hydnaceae. The annotation marks the transcript as partial. The record is from RefSeq and is a predicted model, not a curated record.
CAACUCGUUUCUGGAUUGCUUGGAGGUCUCCAUGAUAAUCGCGUUGGGCUUGUUUAACGUCCAAGGCCUUUCUGGCAGGUACGAACUAAAAGGUAAGUUUUCCUAUUCACAUGAGUCUGCCUGGGUCCCGCUUCACGAACAUCAUCAUGCUCGAGGGGUUUCUGUCAUGAUCAUCAACGUGAAAACAGUGCUUGAUUGGCAAGGCAAUCAACCUAAUCCCUUCCACGGGAAAAGUAAAUAACGAGCAACGGGGAUAGCAUCCUCAACAAACUCGGCAGGAUACGUGUUGCACGUGCGGAUGAUAUAUACUCUACAUAUGGAGCAAAGAAAGGAGGCAACGAACAAUCAACUGUGCAAUGAUUGAUGAUCAAAUCCCAAACUCCCGUCAAGACCAAAUGGUGGACCUACCAUGCCGGAGAUGUAAGGGGUAUGCGAACAGUGGUCGCAAGACCACCAAGACUAGUUUCUUUAUAUUUCUCGCUCAUGUCUAAUGAAGGAUAGUGGUUGGACGAUCAUGUUUCAUACGAGAGUUCAUGGUUUAC